AUGCAGGCCGCCGCCGCCUUCAACCGGGCAGCCUUCACCGCCCGCCCUCUGCAUCGCCCCCCGAGGCCCCUCCUCCACCUAGCUGGGGCGGAGGAUGCUUUGGCGGGAAGAAGAGGCGCGCCCCUGACACGGCCCCGGUGUUCCGGGAGCCUCUCCGUCGGCGUCGGCAGCUACGGCAGCGGGCACACUCCAGUAUUUCCAAGACAACAAUCAUGGGAUCCGUACAAACUUCUUGGCAUUGAUCAUGAUGCAUCUGAAGAAGAGGUCCGGAGUGCACGGAAUUUUCUUCUAAAACAAUACGCUGGGUAUGAAGAAAGUGAAGAGGCCAUUGAAGGUGCUUAUGACACGAUAAUAAUGAAUAGCUACUCACACCAGAUCAUUUCAAGGAGAUUUGCUUUUUUUGCAUUCUUUGCUGGGUGGAGCAUUGCAACUUCUGCUGAGACUGGGCCGACCUUUCAGCUUGCACUAUCACUCGUCUCAUGCAUAUACUUCCUCAAUGAGAAGAUGAAGAAUCUUGUCAGGGCGUCCACCACAGGGCUCGGAGUCUUUGUGGGUGGUUGGAUCUUGGGUUCUUUUCUUGUUCCAGUGAUCCAAGCUUUCAUCAUCCCGCCUACAUGGUCCCUUGAGCUCCUUACUUCGCUGACGGCUUAUGUUUUCAUGUUCUUGGGUUGCACUUUCCUCAAGUGA
Miscanthus lutarioriparius is the source of this 687-nucleotide messenger RNA. NCBI's taxonomy places the organism in Eukaryota, Viridiplantae, Streptophyta, Magnoliopsida, Poales, Poaceae. The record is from the annotation of a GenBank genome assembly.